Molecule: messenger RNA, 635 nt
Organism: Cherax quadricarinatus
Lineage: Eukaryota; Metazoa; Arthropoda; Malacostraca; Decapoda; Parastacidae
Source: RefSeq, a predicted model, not a curated record
CGGACCUGGACGUCAGAAGUCUGAGAGAGCCACUUGCGUCCUCACUCACUGGUACAACCAUGAAACCGUUAGUGAUCGUCUUCCUGGCCUCUGCCGUCCUCCUUGUCUCCGUGACGGGAACUCGCCUUUCUGGGGGAGGUGGCUUCGGCGGUGGUGGUGGAUUUGGAGGCGGCGGAGGUAAUAAGCCUGGCACAGGAGGCGGUGGUGGACUUGGAGGAGGUGGUGGAUUUGGAAGCGGCGGAGGUAAUAAGCCUGGCACAGGAGGCGGUGGUGGACUUGGAGGAGGUGGUGGAUUUGGAGGCGGAAGCGGAGGUGGAGCAGGAGGUGGAGGUCAUCAUGGUGGAGCCGGCAGUAGCGGUGGACACCAAGGUGGCGGUGCUGGAGGUGGAUUUGGCGGCGGCGGCAGCAGCGGCAACAGUCAUCACCCAGGCAGCGGCGGCGGCAGUGGAGGCGGUGCUGGAGGUGGAUUUGGUGGAGGCGGUGCAGCGGCAGCAGUCAUCGCCCAGGUAGCGGCGGCGGCAGUGGAGGUGGUGCUGGAGGUGGAUUUGGUGGUGGCCUGGGAAGUACUCGAGGCUAAUAAGCACCGAAUCUUCGUCGUCGACAAAUAAAGAGACGAUGUGAUAAUAUAAAUUGAA